AUGGAUCGAGAAGCGAUUCAUUUAAAGAUCAAGAGAACAGGAGCUACAAAACGAAACUGCAAUCAUCCAUUGUGUGGAAUAACAACUAGAUUGGCCACGAUUCCAAAAGAGAUACGAUAUCGAAUUGCUGUAGAUUACAAGGUUUAUAUUCCAUCCAGUUCUGUGGCAUGCGGUAAUCAUAUUCAAAGUGAAUCAUGGAUGAACGUAAAUGCGAUCAUAACAUCGGAGGAGUCAAAAUUCACUAAACAACAUCUUGAAGAAAUGUUUAGCUUGUUAUCAAAUCCCCCGGCCAAAACAAUUAUUUCAAAAGAGUCAUGCACUGGUGAAGAAGAAAUGAAACUUCUAAGUGGACACACUAAGCAUGAUUUCAAAAUGUUACUAAAUGAAUUGCCUGAUCUUUUUGAAGAACUCAAGUCAAAUGAUAAAGCCAGUGAUGCACUGUUUAUUUAUUUGAUGAGAUUACGUACUGGCCGGUCUUAUCAAGAAGUCGGAUUUCACUUUGACGUGUCGAGAAGAACGGUUCAACGGCGAUGCAACUUGGUGAGAGAUGUUUUAAAACGAGUAAUCGUUCCUCGUUACAUCAAUUUUGAAAUGAGCCGAGCAGAAUUAUUGUCACACAAAUCUGAAACAAGCCACAUAUUGUUUGAUGACGAUGACUUUAAUGGUGCACAUUUAAUACUUGACGGGACAUACAUUUAUCUCGAAAAAAGCACGAAUCACAAAUUCCAAAAAGAUACUUACAAUGCACACAAAAUGCGGAAUUACCUAAAAAUAAUGAUGGGUGUGUUGACAGAUGGCCGAAUUUUAUUUGUGCUUGGUCCAUUUAAGGCGACAGAAAAUGAUGCCAAAAUCACUGAAAAAAUUUUCAGGCCACAGCAAUUAACGUCAUCACUAAUAUCGCUUCAACCUGAAGAUGUUUUCAUUGUAGAUCGAGGAUUUCGCGAUUGUGAAACAACUCUAAUAAAUCUCGGUUAUAUAGUCAAAAUGCCUACAUGCAAUGAACACACUAAAUUGACCACAAAAAAUGCAAACGAAUCACGUCUGGUGACAAGAGUACGCUACAAUGUCGAACGUGUGAAUGGUGUUAUGAAGAAUGUUUGGCGAAUAUUUUCAAAUACGAUUGAUAUUCACUACAUUCCAAAGAUAAUGACUGACUUCGAGAUCGGAGCGGCAUUAUUAAAUAAAAGAGCGAAUUAUGUGCAGGAUUCAACGACAACAAUUGAAAUGGCCAGGGAAUUGAAACUUCGACUAAAUCAACCGAACCUUCUGAGCACUAUUGUUGAAUUGCCACAGCUCGAACGUUUAAUAAAAACGAAGUCGUAUGCAAUAGUCGAUGAUUUUGAGACCUAUCCACGAUUCACUUUUGCAGAUUUACAAAUGAUAUCAUUCGGUCCAUAUCAAGUACAACAAGCACGAUGCUAUUUAUCAAACCAUUUAUAUGAACAUGAUAACGAAUUGUUGAUUGUGAGUUUCUUGAGAGAAGAUGUGAAGAAUUUGUGCAACCGUUUACUUAACGAAAAUAUGGAUCCAUUGCUGCUGAUGGCAAAUUUAAAAUCGCGUUUUGUGUCACAAAGCGUGUAUAGAACUUUCGUGCUAAUGGACAAGAAAAUAGGUAAUUAUCAACAUAAUUAUCGCUCUGUUUUGGCAUAUACUUGCUCAUGUAAGGCUGGAAAUCGGACUGCAGGCUGCUGUUCACAUGUCAUGUCUCUUUUAUAUUAUGUUACUUACGCAAGAAAUGGAGUAAAAGAAGUAUCCAGACAUUUGAAAAACUUUUUUGAUGAUAACGAUAUCGUAAUCGACGCAAUCGAAGAUGAAUUCAUUGAAGGUGAUUCAGAUGCCGAUAUUUAG
Molecule: messenger RNA, 1848 nt
Organism: Contarinia nasturtii (swede midge)
Lineage: Eukaryota; Metazoa; Arthropoda; Insecta; Diptera; Cecidomyiidae
Exons: 3
Coding region: 1-1848 (615 amino acids)
Molecular function (GO): zinc ion binding
Source: RefSeq, a predicted model, not a curated record